UGGAGGAGGACGCGAAGCGGAGGUGAGGAGGGGCGAAGGACGGACCCUUAGCCGGCUGUACCAUUCGACUAUGUGGGCAGCUUGCUGCAGCUGGUCAUGCCUCAAUGGACUACCGGAAGAGAUGCAGGCCCACCCUCAGCAGGGGGCUCGCACGCAGGCCUACUCCAACGCCGGCUACAGUUCCUUCCCUUCUCCCACGGGUUCCGAGCAGAGCUGUAAGGCCUGUGGGGCGCACUUCAACAACUCCUCCCUGAAGCACAUCUGCUUGGAUUGCAAAAAGAAUUUCUGCCCGGACUGUUCCCACCAGCCCGAAAGCGGCCCCUGCCUCUGCCUCCUCUGCGAGCGGUUCCGCGCCACGAACUUCCAGCGGGAGGAGCUGAUCAAGAUGAAGGUGAAGGACUUGCGGGACUACCUGGAGCUCCGGGAGAUCUCCACGGAGAUGUGUCGCGAGAAGGACGAGCUGGUGUUUCUGAUCAUCGGCCAGCAGGCCCCCGUCCCCCAAGGGGACAGGACUACUUGGGCGACGCCAUUUACGACGGACUCCGCCGUGCCACAGCCGGACUUUGAGGCUGUGCCGCAACCCGGAUUGCCGGACCCUACCUCAAUGGAGGUCUCCCCAGUUUGGGACUCGCCAGAUCUGGCCUCGCAGACCGAGGAAACCCCGCAGGCAAAUGGGCAUGUGCCACUGAGCCAAGGCGACAUGGGAGAAGUUGAGAACGCUGUUGAAGCACUGACCGAGGAGGAGACGCAGUCCACCGACUCGGAGGAGACCUUGGUCCUGGGACGCAGGGCCUCGCUCUCGGACCUGAAGAACAUGCAGGACAUUGACGCCCUCUCUGUGCGGCAGCUGAAGGAGAUCCUCGCUCGCAACUUUGUGAAUUAUAAGGGCUGUUGUGAGAAGUGGGAGCUGAUGGAGAGGGUGACCCGCCUAUACAAGGAGAAGUACCUUCAGCAGCUGGUUUCCGACACAGAUGAUCAAACCGCUCCAUCCAAGAACGCCACGCUUCCCGGCAUGGAAGAGAACCUCUGCAAGAUCUGCAUGGACUCGGUCAUCGACUGCGUCCUCCUGGAUUGUGGUCACAUGGUUACCUGCACGAAAUGCGGGAAGCGGAUGAAUGAGUGCCCCAUCUGCCGGCAGUACGUGAUCAGAGCCGUCCACGUCUUCAGGUCUUAAGGGGUGCCGGCAGCGGGACCGGCGAUUGUCUUGGGACGCUUCUUCAUUGUGACGGAGGGAGCAUUGGCUCACGAGCACCCUGCCCGACAUUCCUAAAAAGCUUGUGAGAGACAAACAGGAGGACCGCGGGCCCCUGAGUUUGUGUGGCUUCUAUUUUGGUGCGCGACCAUGUGUAAUACACCACAGUGCCUGGAGAGCUGGAAGUCCUCAGUACUAGUCACUCAAACACAACCCCAAUCUACCCCUUUCCCUUGUAAAGUUCUUGGCGAGGACUGGAGAGCUGAGGCUUUUCCCUCUCCAAUGAAUACACCAAGGUGGCCUAAGGAAGUCAGAGUGGAGACAGGGUUUGCUGCUACCAAUUCUCCUCCUUCCUCCCUCUAUAAAAUAUUCUGCUUCAGGUCAUGCCUUUCUUUGUUGGUCUUUAAAAAGUAGAUUUCAGGGGCUCAUUCCUUUUCUGAUUUUUUUUUUAAAUGUAAACCCUUUUUGGUUCUUUUAGCUUGCCUUAUAGUAGGUUGCCCCUUCUGUGGCUUUGGAGUUCUUGUAUAGAUGAGGUUUAAAGGAAUCAGGGAUGUCCAUGAAGAAGCGUCCGCUGUGGCGCCCUGCCGUGGGGAUUCGCAACUGUGAAGGACUUGAGAGAAAUGUUUGUGUGUCUGUGUACUUAACACGGACUUCUUGGGUCUACCUCCUGGCUUAGUUUUUUUUUUUUUAAAUGACUGUUAAUCUUGUGAGCAAGUGCCGUGGGUUGCUAGGAGUUGCAGCAAGUGAUGUUGGACUCGGUUCAAUGUGCAACGUUCCGCGUGCAAGGAGAAUCCCUUGGUCUGAGCCAGAUCUCACCUGUGCAGUUUGUGUGGGGGUGGGUGGGGGAAUGAAGUCAGAGGAACUCUCAGCAUCCCCCUAAAGCCAUUGUUGUGAAAGUGAAACCCUGCAUUUUAAUCAGCCCUCUGCCAUGGUGGCCCUUUGCUGUUCAGUUGUGGUUUCCGUCUCUGAUGGCUCAGCGGCAUUUCUCAGCCUGGGAUGAACAGAUUCCUUGACUCUGCUGCAGGCCAAAGACAGUCCAAGCUCGCUCAGGCUCCGAAGCUUCGUUUUGCCUUAAAAUGCCACGUUUGGCUUCUGAAGAUGCCUUUUGUUAAGGGAAGCCUGUCGAGCCAGUUUAUGGACUUCUGGCAGAAGUUCCAUGCAGGUGGUUAGAAAUGACGUUGCCAAAGGCUGUGUUUGUGUGUAUGUGGGGGGGAAUGUCUGUCCAACCAGCUCCUGCUGCCUCUUCUAAUUUUGUGUGCCUUUUAGCAGUUGCUGUGUUUUCUCACCCACCACCCGUUCACAGUCCCACUCUUUCAGGAAUUCAGAAAACUCUGCUUAAAGAUGAUGACGUUCAUCUCCGUGCCCUGAGAACAAAAGACCGUUUCCUUGCCAAUUGCUAUGCACUCACUGUGCGGAAACACUGUCGGAGAUCAAGGGUGGUCGGGAAGUAGCUUGGGUGGGUAACUUGGUUAUGUUUUUGCCAUCUGCUUUCACACUCGUAUAUUUAUUUUCAAAGACCACUGGCCUUUAACACCCUCCCCCCAGAGGCCUUACAAGAAAAACUGCUCGUUUUUAGCAACAGUAGCUCAGGUUGUGUUGGCUGUCUUGGUGUACUCUACCUCAGAGUAGAUGGGCUGAUAGUGAAGGCAGAGGCUGCAGUCUGGAGUUGGCAUCAAAACCCUCCCCCAAUCGCCAAGACACUGGAGACAGCCUAAGAAAGUCCCUUUCAGAAAUGUACAAAUCCUGAUGUUGCUUCCAACUCUUUUUUAAAAACUUGUGUAACCAGCUAGAUGUUUCUGGUACAGAACGAUUCCAAACCAAAGAUGAUCAUGACAUUGGCUGCUGCCCUAAUUGCUCAAGUAGAGGAAAGUUUGGGUGUUAUAUUUUUAAAAAACAAAUAAUGCCUAUCGCCUCUUAAAAAGUUGUUUGUGUUGCCGAUAGAAGAUGUAACAAAACAGACAAAAUGGUUAAAAGAGAUACCACUGUGACUCAUUUUAAAAUUCCAGGUUCUCAGCUAGAUUCAGAAGCCUUGUUGGAACUCCUUGAUUCUCAGCUCUUACCCCACCCUUGGGAACAGCUUUUUGCAAGGUCAUGCUGAUCUCUCCCCUCUUUUAAUACCAGGCACCUAACAGUCAAGUGCACUGGAAAGGCAAGAGAGGUGUUCAUAUGAUACACAGCAGGGGGAGUCGCCACCUUGGGCGUGACCCUCCAUGUCUCUUGAGUACAUCCCCAUUUGGCCAACUUCUUCUCUAACGGCACCUUGAGAAAGGAUCAAAACCUACCCAAGGUGCAGGGGGUCAAUGGCUUUCCAUUGUGAACUGGAGCAGAGUUAUUGGUGCAGAUUAAUGGGGAGAAUAUGCAACUCCCCCCUUACAAAGUUGAGUACUCUGGCAAAAGUAGAUGUUUUUGAUCCAAAGAGUUUGGUGGGUUGGGACCGAAAGGAAGCUACAUUCCUGGAAAACGUUUUGUAUCAACACCUUGUCUGACCUGCUUGAAAGUAAGUGUCUUCUGCGAGGAACAGUGUGGGUUGAAAAGGCUAACUGUGAUAGAGCGUUGUGCUUUAUAAUUUUGUAAUAAAAUGAAAAAUGUAAAAUAGCCUUUUUGUUUUUUGGUCUGUCUUGUCGUGCCUAUC
Molecule: messenger RNA, 3824 nt
Organism: Gekko japonicus
Lineage: Eukaryota; Metazoa; Chordata; Lepidosauria; Squamata; Gekkonidae
Gene: RFFL
Product: ring finger and FYVE-like domain containing E3 ubiquitin protein ligase
Exons: 7
Coding region: 71-1174 (367 amino acids)
Biological process (GO): proteasome-mediated ubiquitin-dependent protein catabolic process; protein K48-linked ubiquitination; negative regulation of extrinsic apoptotic signaling pathway via death domain receptors
Cellular component (GO): cytoplasm; plasma membrane
Molecular function (GO): ubiquitin protein ligase activity
Source: RefSeq, a predicted model, not a curated record